AUCUGUGUGACCGCAACAAAAAAUACAAAUAACAUUCAUAACCUCCGAUAUAAAAUAAAAUGUACAUAUGCAUAUGCAUAAAAUAUUCGUAAAAUAAUGGGAAUUAUCGUACCGACCUAAUAAAACACAAUUUUCUUUUUAUAGGAUUUUUUAAAAGAUAUGUUUGUAUGUAUGUGCAUAUGACGUAUAACCAAGGACAAUGGAGAGAAUCAUUAAUUCAUAUUACUAAUCUACAACAAGCUGUAACGUACAGGUGAUAUGACAGCGUGAAAAUUAAUCUUGACGGAUGAUAACAAUGUUUAAAAGUUUAGUUAAUGUCAUUCAUCUGACGUAUGCAUUUAGAUAUCCAACUAAGUAAAGUGUUCAGUGAUUAUUCUAUUGCUACGAACGCUAUAAUAUUAUAAAAGUAUAUCUAAAGAGUUUUCAAAUACAAAAACGCAAGAGGUAUUAUCGAAGGAAAAAGUAAGGCUAUUGAAAAUUGUACAGAUUGUGACACAAAGCGUAAUAUGAAUUUAUUUCAAUAUAAAUUAAUCGUUAAACAUUAAUCUUUAAGUUGCGCUGUGUAAAUUUUAAUGCGAUUUAGAACACAACCAUAAAUAUUGUCAUGAAUAUAAUGGAUAUAAAAGAUAAUCCUGAAAAUGAUAAUUUUGGAUCCUAUCAUGCUUUGUUAAUCGCAUUCAAAACAAUGAAGGAACGUUGUCAACAAUUACAAACUAGAUUAGCUGCUGUAGAAGAAGAAAAUUUGUGUUUAAGACUAGAAUGUGGAAAGGACAUGUCUACUGCGAUUGUAAAAGUCAAUAGUAAUGACAAAGCUGUGAUUCAAACUUUACAGGAAAAAGUAGAAAAUCUUAAAAAACAAAAAUCACAAUUAACCCAUCAUGUCUUUAUGGUUGCUGCAGAAAAUCGUCAUUUAUGGAACCGACUAAUCAGAUUAUCAAAAACCAAUAAGUCUUUAGAAAUGCAUUUCACAAAAAUUUCUGAUGCAUUAAAACAACAUCCUUCUACUCAAUCAUUUGAUAUUAUGUCACAUAGUUUUUGUAAUAUUCCAUCUCCUAUUAAACAAGAAACAAAUAAAUGUAUAUUGGGUAUAGAUAAUGGUGAAAAAGAGCAGAGUUUGGAAGAAAUAUCACUUAAACUUAUCAACAGUAUUAUGUUAGAAAAAUCUGAUCUUGAACAGCAGUAUGCAGAGAUGGUAGAAUUACAAAACAACGCUGACUUAAAUUUACAAAAUAUUGGUUUCACUUAUCCAGAAGAUUCUGAUACAGAUUCAUUAGAACAAUUAAAACAACAUGAUGUAAGAUUAUCACAAACAAAGGAUGCCUUAUUAGCACAACAGAAUAGAUUGAAAAGAGCUAUACAGAAUAUGAAAAAAAUUAAAAGAGGAGGAAUGUGUAAUGGUUGCCGUAAAAAUGCGAAUAAAAAAGUUGUGCAUAUAGGAAUCCAAUUUAAUUCAGCUGACAGUUUUCAAGAACAUGGUUCAACACAAACAAGUUUACCACCAAUAAGUUUAUCUUUAGAAAAAUGUGCUACUGAAAAUUCAGAUACUGAUGAUAAAAUUUGUCCAUUAUGUGGAUUUUUUUAUGGAAAGUCUAUCCCAUUUGCAGAAUUUCAUGAACAUGUUUUGAGUCAUUUUACGAAAGAUACAUCUGUAGAUGGGUUUGAACUUGUACAUUAAUCCUGUGUAUAGAAAAGUGAUGAAAAGCAAUUCUAUAAAAUCUGUUGUCAAUUUA
This is a messenger RNA of Vespa mandarinia (Asian giant hornet), 1730 nucleotides long. It is a transcript of the gene spn-F, whose product is annotated as C2H2-type zinc binding domain-containing protein spindle-F. The record is from RefSeq and is a predicted model, not a curated record. Lineage: Eukaryota; Metazoa; Arthropoda; Insecta; Hymenoptera; Vespidae.